UUGGAUAGUAUUUAGUCACAUCUCAGCCUCGAUGGGGACACCAGGUCUCCUGACUACAUUUAUAUAAUUAAAAUCCAAGUGAUAUAAAAUAUAAUACAAUGUUAAAGAACAUAUUUUUCAUAGUAACGAUCUCGUUAUUUGCAAGUACUUUUGCCUCGUUUUGUCAUUGGAAUAGCGGUUGUCCUUACAAAUAUUUCGCUUCAAAAACAUCAUAUAAUGCUAUACGAGGUGAUAUAAGGGAUUCCUUAGUUGUAUUAAAGGGAUGUGAACCGGUGAGUAUUUGGGGUUUAUUCCGUCAUGGAAAGAGAUAUCCAUCGACUCGCUUUGGUAAAAGUAUGAACGAAGCUUUAGCCAUAAGGGAGGACAUACUGACAAGUUAUGCAAAAGGACAUAGUUCACUUUGUGCCCAGGAUAUAGAAGAUUUAGAUGCAUGGGUGGCAGACAAGAAAAUGUUCGACUCAGCCACGGAACUUACUCCAGAAGGUCAUGAAGAAAUGUAUGGAAUAGGAAAAAGGAUAAGACACACUUUCAACAAUGUACUGGAGAAAUUGGAUAAAUAUACUUUCCGUCCAGCGUAUGGUAAAUGGAUAGAAGAUAGUGCGAAAUCUUUUUUGAAAGGAUUUAACAAUGAUAAACUACACGUCGAGAAAGCGCUCCCGGAAUCUGAUGUUAUGGCUCCAUAUUUAACUUGCGGAAAAUAUCAAAAAGAUGUACAGAAGAAUCCUAACAUAUACGCGGAAUCAGAAAAGUAUAAGAAGACCUCAGAAUAUUUGGCUACCAAAGAUAGAAUACAACGAAGAACUGGAAUCGAUUACGAGCUAACUGACACAAAUGUGACCGCACUAUACGAUUUGUGUCGUCACACUUGGUCCGGUGUGGAGAGUAAACUUAGUCCCUGGUGCGCGCUUUUCACCAAAGAUGACUUGCAGGUCUUAGAGUACAUACAGGAUUUGAGAUCUUACUAUAGAAAUGGUUACGGUACUGAACAAAGUGAAAUAUUCGGUCAAAUUCCUCUAGCUGAUUUAUUAAGAAGCUUCCAGAAAGUGAAAGAAGGGGAUGGAAAGAAGAUGACAGCAUAUUUUACUCACGCGACAAUGCUGGAUAUGGUGUACACAUCGCUCGGUUUGUUUAAAGAUAACAAGCCCUUGAGUAGUACAAACAGGGAUCGUGAUCGAAAAUGGCGGAGCAGUGCAAAUUCGGCGUUUUCAGUAAAUCUUGUAGCUGUAUUAAACAGAUGUACAAAGGAAGAUGAAAUUGACUACAACGUCGUUUUCUAUUUGAACGAAGAACCCAUCCGAGCUAUUUGCGCCGACGGUACUUGUACGUGGAAGGAGUUUGAAGAAAAACUAAUACCAUUUUUGAAUACAAAAAUUGACUUCUGUGAAUUCAAAUCUGAACCUUAUUAAUUAAGUUUAAAGAUUAUAAUAGCUUUUUAAGCUUUCAAGAAAUAAAAGAUUUCAAUACAAA
Messenger RNA from Papilio xuthus (Asian swallowtail), 1467 nucleotides. RefSeq names its product multiple inositol polyphosphate phosphatase 1. Lineage: Eukaryota; Metazoa; Arthropoda; Insecta; Lepidoptera; Papilionidae. The transcript has 5 exons. Bases 99 to 1406 code for a protein of 435 amino acids. Gene Ontology annotation, molecular function: acid phosphatase activity; inositol phosphate phosphatase activity. The record is from RefSeq and is a predicted model, not a curated record.